Messenger RNA from Glycine soja, 2355 nucleotides. RefSeq names its product dof zinc finger protein PBF-like. NCBI's taxonomy places the organism in Eukaryota, Viridiplantae, Streptophyta, Magnoliopsida, Fabales, Fabaceae. The coding region runs from base 1020 to 1973 and encodes 317 amino acids. Gene Ontology annotation, molecular function: DNA-binding transcription factor activity; DNA binding. The transcript has a single exon. Gene Ontology annotation, biological process: regulation of DNA-templated transcription. The record is from RefSeq and is a predicted model, not a curated record.
AAGAAGGGUAGAGGAAGGAAGGAGAGAGGAAAUAGAAAGAGAGAGAGAAAGAGAGUUGCACAGUUCUGACAUAGCCACCAUUUCUCUUGGGUCUUUGGUCUUUCCUUGCCUCUACAGCCGCCUCAUCCCUCAGGCUCUUCCUCGUGGUCCUUAUUCUAUACCCUAAUACUACCAUCAUCUAUGAUUCUAUUAUUUCCUCCUUUUUUCUCUCUCUAAUCGCUUCUCACUUUUCUGAGACUCACAACACAAAUUGAUAGAGAAACAUAAAACAUCACCUCUGUGAAUUACAAGUCUCAGGUGGUGUUUGUUUGUUUGUUCCCACUCUUUGUGUCCUUUUUGUCAAUCAAACCUCUAAAUUCUCAUUGCAUUCCUCAGGGUUGUUCACUUUUCUUUUAAAUAAUUGCCCCCUAAAUUAAGUACCUCUCUUCCCGAUUGAGACCCUUCCGUUUUGGACUUUUUGUCCACGUUGCAUAUCAAUUCAGAAUCGCCCAAUUUUACAUGCCAAGUUUCCACCUUUCCUAAUCUUUUUCCAUAUACACAACACUUCAAAGUUCAAAACACGGAAAUUUAUUGUAUUUCAAGAUCGUCAGAAUCCACCAAGAUUUCACAGGAUCGAUCCUAUUGAAUUAAUACCAUUUACACACAAAUUAGAUAUUCCCUUAAAAGUUUUUUGCUUUGUUUUUUUUAUUUUUUUUUUAUGGAAAUUUGAGAUACCCCAGUUGUUCUUUUUGUUAAAAUAAAAUUGUGGGUAGGUGGGAACUCAUGCACAAGGUAAGUUUCUGUGGUUUUGGUCAUUGUAGAUUCUCAGAUACAUUUCGCAGACACGUAGAACUCAAAUACAACCCCUCAAAUCUGAAAUCCCCACACACUUUUCACUCUUUACUUUCCCUUAUUACCUGCAUGCUCCUCCAAGCCACCACCAACCACCACCUAUAGUUUCUAGUAUAUAUACACACAAGACAACACAUCACUCAAACAUCACACACACAGACACAGAAACACAAAAGUCAAAAGUCGAGAUGGAGCAACGAGUUGGAGAAGGAGGUGGCAUGAACAAGCAACCUCGAGAUUCAAGAGUGAAGGAGAUUCAACAAGGUGAUGCACAAGUUCAUGCUCAGGCUCCUCAACAACCCCAAAAAUGUCCUCGAUGUGACUCUCUCAACACCAAAUUUUGCUACUACAACAACUACAGCCUGUCACAGCCUCGUUACUUUUGCAAAACAUGCAGGAGGUACUGGACUCAAGGUGGAACCUUGAGGAACGUUCCUGUUGGUGGCGGUUGCCGCAAGGGGAAGCGAGCCAAGACUUCUAACUCAUCAUCUUCAUCGGAGAAUAUAAAUUCUUCUUUCCGGUCACUUCCUCUACAACAACCGCAAGGGAUGGUGGUUCAAACUCAAGCACCACCCUUAACAUCGGUAGUGAAGGCUAAAGACCCUUCUUCAGUUGUGGCUUCACCCUUUUACCAAAGUGGUGGAUACUUGUCUUCUUUGGCUGCUAUGCAUUCACUCAACCCGUCAUCAUCACACCCUUUUGAUCAGUCUCUAAAUGUUAUUGCGGGGAGUGACGCCUUGCGUUCUUCCAAUUUGGGCCUUCUAUCUGGUUUCAAUGUUCAGCGCCCAAUUGGGCAAAUUUGUCCACCGUACUUGUAUCAUCAAAUGGGGAGUGAUGAAAGGGAGAUGGUGUCUCUGUAUGAACAAGGUUUGGUUAAUCCAUCUUCAUCCAGCAUGGCUAAUACUAAUACUAAUACUAAUGGCAGUGGUGUUUCUCAGCAUGAUUGGCCUCAGAGCUUCAUCAAUAAUAAUGUUAGUAAUAGAGCCUCUGAUGCCUCUUUGUGGAGCACCAUCAGCACCACUAUUGGUGGUAACUCUGAGAGGACUAGUACUAGUGGUGUUGGUGUUGAUGUUGGUGCUGGUUCUUCUUCUUUCGUCACGAAUCAAUGGCCUAAUCUUCCAGGGUAUGGUCCUCCACCGUGAUUUCAUUCACCUGUUGCACCCUGAGAAUCCUUCAAGUCGUACUUCUGAACAAUUGAUUUGUCUUUUACCUGCUUCAUGAUCUGUUUGAUGUCCUUUAGUUAGGUACAUGAUAAUCUUGUAGCAUAGGUUAGUUAUCGGUAGCAGGUGUAUUGGUCUUGGUUGAUUGUGCAAACAUUGGACCGUAGAGAAAUUUUGUGUUGUUGGUGUAGUUGAUGUAAACGGUGGAUCAGUGACCGUAGUAGCAUUUUAUUUCUUCCAGUGUCAUAGAUAGUUGAAUAGAGAAUUUCUGGGUUGGUUGGGUCAGGUUGGUUCGAAACUUUUUACACAUAAUUUUAUAAUUAUACAGUUAUCAGGUGAAGUUUUUUUAUCCUGUGCCUUUUUA